Messenger RNA from Scedosporium apiospermum, 1335 nucleotides. RefSeq lists its product as uncharacterized. NCBI's taxonomy places the organism in Eukaryota, Fungi, Ascomycota, Sordariomycetes, Microascales, Microascaceae. The record is from RefSeq and is a predicted model, not a curated record. Bases 1 to 1335 code for a protein of 444 amino acids. The transcript has 4 exons.
AUGUGCUAUGGAUCCAGCCGCUUUGGCCCUGGGAGUACUGCCUUGCUCGGCGGCGCCGUCCAGGCCUACCGGACAACGCAGCGGAAGUUCAAAGUCUUUCGCCACGCUUCGAGAGAAGUGUCGCGACUGCGCAAACACCUUGAGCGACAGCAGCAGUUCUUCGCCAAUGAGUGCCAUCUUCUCCUGAGGUCGGUCCUCUCUGAUGAGGAUGGCAUCCACAGGAUGCUGGAUGACCAGCACCUGCCCGAAUGGCAAAGCAGCAGCCUCGAAUUGAGCCUCUCCGCGCAUUUGAUGAAGAAUCAAUCGGUUUGCCAAGAUAUUCUCACGGAAAUAUCGGCCGUAAUUGAGGAACUGCAAAAGGAGCUUAGUUCUUUCGAUGAGCUUGUACUAGAUCGACUCGAGCUGCGGCUUCUUCGUCAACAAUCCAACGAGCUACAGAAGCCUGAAGGUCCGGACUUGACUGCUUCAAAGAAGCAGCUCAUUCGCGAGUGCACCGAAAUUCGAUCAAUCAAGAAAGCAUCCAAGGCUCUUCACGAUGCCUUUUCCGCUGCUUGUAGCAUUAUUUUUAUCCGCGGGUUGCAAGGCCACCCUAGGAAAAUAUGGCUAUACGAAAAGAAGUCAUGGGCACAACGCCUAAAUCUCAGUUCCUCUCCGGCGCCUAGCUGCUACUGGCCAUCCGAACUGCUAUCCAUCGACUUUUCGGACUGCCGCGUUUUGACAUAUGGGUACGACAGCAAAGUCUGCCGCUUCUCCCGUGGAGCAGCCAACCAGAUGGAUAUCCUCGGACACGCUACUACCUUCCUGUCGCUCCUUGAUGACGUUCGUGAUGCCGCCCUGUCCCGCCCCAUCAUUUUCAUCGGUCAUGGCGUCGGCGGGUUACUAGUUAAGGCUAUCCUACGAGAAUCUUCGCGAGUGAAGCAUCCUUUGUACAAGGCCACGGCGGGGACAAUAUUUCUUGGGACUCCACAUCGCGGCAGCCCCUGGUACCCUAAACUUGGGAGGGUUAUUCUAUCAGCUGCGAGGACCAUGCAGUUCGACACCAGCCAGUCCAUCCUGAGAGACUUGGAUGUCAACGCCUCCAUCCUGCAAGUUCUCAACGAAAGCUUCGGUGAUGCCUACUGCGACCUUAACUUUCAUUUGACAGUAAAAGCUACGAAGAUUCCACCGUCUGGGGUCUAUUGCGAUGACGGGCCAAAUGUCAUAGUUUGCAUGGUUCCGCAUUUCCUACAACACGGUAAUUAUAAUGGCAGUAUCGGGCCCGCCAUGGCUGAAAACGCCUUCGUCACCUGUGUUCCUUACCUGAUGCUUGAGGGCCGUAACGGUGACGAGUCCUAG